Molecule: messenger RNA, 2256 nt
Organism: Penicillium salamii
Lineage: Eukaryota; Fungi; Ascomycota; Eurotiomycetes; Eurotiales; Aspergillaceae
Source: the annotation of a GenBank genome assembly
AUGCAGCUUGACUCGACCCCUUCGAUAUCUCCACCAGCUGCUGAUCGGUCGACAAGGGAAGCUGAACUCAAUGUUCCUGGUGACCAGAACGAGCAGACGAAUCCUCUAGAAUCAAUUUCAGAACCACAAAAUCUCUUCACCGGAAGAGAUUUUAUAUCUGGCAGUGGUGAUCAAAACACGCAGAUCAACUUUUCGGCGUUUAAUCUAGAGCGUGCCUCUCUAACAGAAGAUGGAACGGCGAUAAAUUGUUCUCAGAACGACAAUUCUCCACCCAAACGCGCACAUGAAGCAUGGAAACUCACUCUUGCAAUUGGGGCAUUGGCAACAACUGUGAUAUUGAUUGGCAAUAUCGUGUUUCUCGUCAUUAUAUGUGUAAAGUAUCCGACUCAAAGCCCAAGUGUAGCAGUUUACAGAGGUGAUUGCGCGACUGCAGGGCAUUUAAACACCAUGGCCGAUGUGAUUCUCAAUGCCCUGAGCACGGUCCUGCUCGCUUCCAGUAACUUCGCCAUGCAAUGCUUGAAUUCCCCAACGAGAAGCGAAGUGGACUUGGCUCAUGCAAAACAACACUGGCUUAGAAUUGGUGCUCCGAGUAUUCGGAAUCUGCGCUUCAUCUCGAAGCGCAAAGCAUUUUUAUGGCUUCUCCUUGGAGCAAGCUCAUUUCCGCUCCAUAUGAUUUGGAACUCCGUUAUCCUUGAUAGUGAUGAAGUCAGAAGGUUUCUUGCUGUUACGGUCACGGAAAGCUUUAGCAAAGGGGGAUAUUGGAGCAUGCCUCCUGUAUCCAGACCUCUCAGAUACAAUGAGUCGCUCUUAUUCUCGUUGUAUCAUGAUAUGAUUGCAGACUUGCAGCAACAGGCUCAGAAGAACCAACUUGGGUCCAUCGAUUCUCCGUCAUGUUUGCGUGAAAUUACUUCUAGCGUUGCUACCUUACAUGGAAGCGUCCUCCUCCUUGUCGAUGCAUCCACUUAUUCGCCUAUUGAGUCUAACUCCCCAACGAACUCCUCAGUUCUGGCUGUGUAUCACUUGCAACCUGGGAUGCCAACCAGUCAUAAAGAGGGCCUUGAUUGGUAUCCUCAGUAUCCAGACUUUGGCCACCCAGGCGGUGCGCCCAUCAUUUCCUGUCAAGGGAGGCUCGUUUCAGAAACUUGCACACUUGAUAUUAUGCCAGCCUUCUUAGGGGUUGUUAUUGUUUGCAACGCUCUCAAGUUGGUAUCUUUGUUAUUGAUACCGUACGUCAUGGGUAAGGAUCCUCCACUGUGCACAACUGGCGACUUCAUACAAUCAUUCCUCCAAAGACCGGACAUAUACACGCAAGACCGGUGUUUAGCAACAAAACGAGGAUUUGAGAAUCGUGUUCCUUUCAGGUCCAAGAGUUGGUCGUAUCGCCAAUUCGAUCGAGAUAUCUGGAAUGCUCGAGUUUCACAUUGGAUUGAGGCUGUCAAUCUCUGGCACUGGGUGAUGCACACUUCCCUCCUGGUCAUUUUCUUGGCUAUCAUCGGAGUCUUUGCCUCCGGUGGUGUUCCUCUAAGGUAUCAAUAUAACGGACCAACUGAUUUUGUUGCGAUGUUUCGAGGCUCAAAUAAUAUCUUCCCUGCCCUACUUUUGGGCAACGUGCCCCAAGUGGUUAUUUCAUAUUUUUCUCUCGCGGUUUACAACGCUAUCACAACCAUGCUGACCAUGUCUGAGUGGUGCGAAUAUUCUGUGGCAUCUCCAACGCCCGCUAAGGGCCUCCGAGUCUCAUACCCUCAUCCUGGCACAGUGCAACGCAAACCCUACUUUUUUUCAAUCCCAUUGAAAUGGAUACUUCCCUUCAUCGCUGCUAUGACCGUUAUUCACUGGGCAAUGUCCCUCGUUCUUCCGAUUUCACACACCACGCAUCAUUCAAUUGGCUCGGAGUUGAAGAUAGUCAGCCCUUUGGUCCAGACGGAUGUUUUGGUAGCUUUUCGGUGGCUGAUGAUAAGCAUGUCUAUCGCCGCAGGUGUUAUUGUCGUUGUUUUUUCGCUCGCUGUUUUCAUGACUUUUCCUAGUGGUAUGCCUUUGGCGGGCUGUUGUACUGCUAGCAUUGCGGCUGCUUGUCAGCCCACCAGGCGACAGGGCAGUGACCUAGCUGCACAAAGGGAGUUUGCUCCGGGGUUAGAAUAUCAAAAGCUCAAAUGGGGCGUAGUGGUGGAUCCUGCUGAGACACAUGAUGGAGUUGGACAUGCAACCUUUACCGAUGGGCCUACAGUGCCACUGGAGAAGGGAAAAAUAUACAGAUAA